Molecule: messenger RNA, 2205 nt
Organism: Owenia fusiformis
Lineage: Eukaryota; Metazoa; Annelida; Polychaeta; Sabellida; Oweniidae
Source: the annotation of a GenBank genome assembly
CUCUCAAUGUCGCUAAUUUCUUGGAAGAAUUCUCUGGAGUGGAAGCCAUGCUUUUUUGCGGGAACAUUACCCGGAUGUAGGUCAGAGUCUCGUUCUCAAAGAAGACAAAAUGGCGCUGAACUCAAAAUUUGAUUUUGAAAAGGCUACAGAGCAGCUACUUUCUGUGCUUUCACAAUGUGAAGCUGGACUGAGAAAAAAUCAACAUAUACAAGAAAAACUCUGUGGUUUAUUCAAACCUUGGCCUAGUAAAAAGAAACAUGUACCUAGAAUGGAAAAAUUGGCUAGUAAUGACGAUUUAAAGCAAGUGAUAUCAGAGCCUUUACAUGUGUAUAUUAAAGGAGAUAAUGAAGGUGAGAAUGAGGGUAAUUCGACUGAAACGUUAACCUCUACUGAACAACUUGAACUGCAAGCUUUAGAUACUGCACUUUUGAAAGCACAACGGACCAGAAACAAACUUUCUUUAAAAGAGAAGAAAGAUUCCAAUACGGGAAAUAAGACUGUAUCCACUAUUCAACCUAAAUCAAAGAAACCCCCACUUGGAAAUCAGGCAAGAUUGUCCUCCAGUAGAACCUCCUCUAGUAAAUCUGAUCAACAGUCAACAGAGAGAGUGUCCUCUGGUAAAGCUUCUCAGAGAGGUAAACUUGAAGCUGACCCUGUUGUGAAGAACAAUGUAGGGAUUAUAUCACAGAGCUCGAUAAACAAACUUUUAAACAAACCUCCAAAACGACAGCCUGUCUAUGCUAAAGCACCAUUCAAAACUAACCCUGAAGUUAAAAAACUUACAAAACCAAACCCUGUAAGGUCUGUGUCAUAUGAUCGAGUCCGAGGUCAAGGACAAAAGUCAAGGUCAGCUCCUCAGAGGUCAACUUCUUUGGACAAAGUUAAUCAGAUGCAUCCACAGUCAACAGAAUCUAAAUCACGAGUACACCCAAAUACUAUAAAGGUCAGAGAAGCGUUCCUGGAUCAACAGGCAAAUGAAAAUGAAAAUUGUUCUGAAACAUCAGGUCAAGGCAGUAGAGAUGAAGACUUAAAAUCAUUGAAUUCUGAUUUGAAACAGCCUGGAUUUGAUACUGCCAGAGAACAUAUUAAAUCUGAAGUUGAAUACAAGGCCACAGAUCAAGAAAUUGAGAAGCCAUUUAUGUUAGAGAAAGAGGGGUCCUCGCUUAGAAUACCAGGAAGAUAUCAAAAGGUUUUCAAGACUAACUUAGAACUUCAGGGAAAAGUUGCAAAAAUGAGAGAUAAAAAUGCAUCUUUAUCUGAAGUGGCUACGAGAUUCAUGGAAAAAAUGAAUGGUAUAGCAGGUUUUCCAGAGAAUAAUGAUGCAGUUGCUUUGAGCCAGGCUUACUCUGCUCACUAUGCAAUGCUAGAAGGUCUCCAUCUACAAUUGUCAGAUAUUGAAGAUCUUGACUUAGAGGCUCUGUGUUUAAGGAGGGGUGUAUUGGAAAGAGUCCUUACCAUGUAUAGUGAAACAGAAGAUACCUACAGUUCUCUCAUCUCUCCACAUACUCAAGUUAUCCUAGACUCUUCUAAAGGAAGAAGUAUAACACCCAGCAUACUUGAGCCUCAGAGACAAAUCAGCUGGUUGCAGUGGCUCUCUCCACUAAAAGAUGCCGAUUCUAUAUGGAACUUCACACAGAUUCCCAUUCUGGCAGAUUCCAUGGCACACCCCAUAGAGUAUUGCAGCUUCAAUCACUUAGACAAUUAUAUAGAACAGUUACAAUAUCUACACAAGUCUCAAAUAGAGCUUGCAAUACUUCGCAAUGUUCAGAUAUAUAUAUUUCCUUGGCUCAAACAACAGGAUUUCACGAACAGUGACACACUCCAAAUGUACAGAGGUAUCUCAUCGAUGCUGAUGCAUAGAAGUCUCAAAGCACCAACGCUGGUUCUUGAUGAUAUAUCAAGUGAUCCAGAGAAUUCUGAUCAAGAUGGAGAUGUACAUGAUUUCUAAUCCAGUAUCCAUUUGAGACUAGGUCUGGAUGAUUGGUGUCCACCAAGUGCAGGGAUCAACAGCUAAUAUUCCGUUCCUCCAAGCUGUUUAAAGGUGCAUGAUGACAUUGUGCAGUUUACAAAUAUACAUUACAGGAUGAGAAUGAGAAUGUCUCACACAUUUUCAUCAUAAGAUAUAAGAAUGAAUCAUUUCAGAAACAUUAACUGAAUGCAAAUAGAUAGGAAUAAGGAGUAUCUUCUAGUAUGCUCUCACCUCUU